AUGGACUACACGCAAUUUGACACGAGUGGUGGUGCAGGGGGUGACUCAAAAGGUGUCCUACAAAAUGGCGCGAAUUGGAGCUUCAAAUACGACGCGCUGAAUGGGGAGCGGCUGAAUGGAAAAGUAGCUAGUACGAAACUAAUUAGCGCAAAUUCGCAGAAAGCAGAGCAGCUAGCCACGCAGAAGCACAAAGAGAAGGGAAAUUUUAAGCGAAUAAUACACAACACCAUCCGUCUAUUCAAGUCACAAAUUUUAAGGGGCUUAAUAUUUAAAGAACAAAAAGUAAUAGAACCGGAAAAAGAAAUAUUCAACAUGAGAUUCUUCCUAAAUGAUGAGCCAACCGAUAGCCUCCCCCAAAGUGUGGUAACCCAUAAGCAGAGCAGCGAAGUGAGCAAAGUUGCAGAAAGGAAAAAACAGAUUGUCACUAAGAAUGACAAAAUAAUUCCACUGAAAAAAUCUAUCAAAGCUAUAAUCGAUAAGCCCAUAAGUAAAAAAAUUCAAUUGAAAGAAAAGACUCUCGAGGAUAACUCGCAAACGAGUGAAACGUCCCUUCUAUCCAGUGAGCCAUUCGAAAAGUGUUACGAGGUGGAAAUAAAUGAAUCCAAAAUUCCUCGGAUUCAGGAAUUAUUUGGACGAAUGAGAAAAGGAAGUGACUCCACGGAAAUGGAUGGAGAGGCGUCGGUCGGCAAGGGGGAUAGACGCGUCGGAAGGUGCAACAUGUUGUGGGAUAGCACCCAUAGUAGUAGCGGUGGGAGCGGCAAAAGUGAUGAAAGCAGCGAAAGUGAUGAAAGCAGGCAAAACGGUGAAAACUAUAAAAGCCGUGGUAGACGUGCCCCGUUAGGCGAAGAACUCAAGGAGACCGCCCCCCUAGGACACAAAGCCAGCAUCUUUAAUAACCUACUACAAAGUGUGAAGCCUUGUAGAAGCUACAAUAUGGAUGAGAGCCACCCAUUAUACAACUCCUUGUGCAAAAAUGAAGACUCCUUCUUAAGUUCCAACUGGCACGAUCGAAUCAAUUACGCAUUCCGAAACAUAUGGGCCUUAAAGGAAUAUAUACCCGAUGACAAAAGUGAGGGCGAAAGAGAAAAGGAGUUUUAUAACGAGCUAGAAUUAUUUCACAUGUCCAGCAAAAUAGGGGCCUGUGGAUUAAUAUACUCUCUAUUUUUUCGAAAGCAAGAAUCGGAGAAUAACUCAAUAAGUUAUUUUAAAAAAUGUUUUGUCCAAGUGUCGAAAGAGAGCUAUCCUCACAUUUACAAAAUAUACAGACCCAAAUUUGAUGAUGAUUUAGUUUUCCUAUUUGACAGUCUCGUCUUUACGGUAAUUUUGGGAAGCAGAAGGAAUGGCAUCAAUUAUAACAUGGCAAGAAAAAUAUACAGCAAUGAUAUUAAGGGAAAGAACGUGCUAUGUGAUUGUAUAUUUAGUCUGAAAAACGGUUCGAAGUUUUCGUUACCUGUGGCUAGCCAAAUUGACUUCAUGGGGAUGCGCGUCAUUUCGGAACCGCUAAUGCCUUUAAGUGAGGCCUACCCCCCUGUAGAUGUCAUUAAGGACAUAUUUAGAGGGUUCACAUUUAGCAAUUACAUAAGUGAUGGUGGUGACAACGAGGGUGCCAAUGGGAAUAAGUACCACCUCAAUGGUAAGCAGACAAUGGAGAGGACACCACAAAAUAAACGUAAUAAUUUACCCAACGAGGAAAAACACCUAAAGAAGAAAAAGGAAAAGAUGUUCUAUGAAAGGCUGCUGUUGGAGAUGGAAAACUAUGACCACGAGUUGUACCAGCAGAUAAUGCAAAUGAGCGAUUCUAUGAAUUACCACUGCUGUAUUUUCCCCUUUGGAUUCUCCAACUACUACGAAUGUAAAGUGUUUAAAAAGAGAAACAAUGUAAAAAUUUUCAAAUCGCUAAUUGACAAUCUGUUCAUUGUACGUGGGGCAGAAGAGGUACUCCCCCCAUAUGUUGACAACACAAAUGGAGGAGGAGACUUCACCAAAAGGAUAAGAUACGAGUUCAUAAAAGAUUACUAUCAGCACUCAUUAAGUAAUACCACCUUAGCUAUUGACAUUCAGAAUUAUAAAUUGAAAAAGUAUAAAAAUAAUGUCGACCUAUUGAAAGACGCUAGUAGGGAAUGCGUCCACAACAUUGACAAUUAUAUUUUACCCAAAGUUGUAAAUAUCGUCUCAAAUUUUAGCGACAGUUUUGACAUUACACAGGUUUAUCACUCCCACGGGGUUAACAUGCAUCACCUGGGCUAUCUGCUACGCACUUAUAGGGACACUGUACCCCCGGAAUUCCUGUCAGAGGUUAUCUGCAGAGAAAUUAUUUGCCGCACACUCAAAUCCAUAUAUUAUGAGCACAUACAUUCGUUUCUGUUAGGAGCACUUGGAAGAGACAAAAGGGGUAGAAGCGCAAACAUUAGAAGUGGAAAUCAGCAUUGUUCUGAUAAUGCCUACUCUGUGUUCCCUUUCAUUAAUGAGGAUAAUGUCCAUCAUUAUGACCUGGCCAGUGGUAGCAGCAGGCAGAUGACGAAUGACCAGUGGAAGCAGGGGACACUCGAAGGAUGCAACAAAUUUAUAUGCUUCUGCGAAAAGUGUUUCACGGAGUGGGAUUAUUUUCCCGAGUUUGUGCCACAUAAAUUGCUAAUUCGGUUGGCAAACUUAACCCUAAAUGUUCAGACAGUAAAUUCACUGCAAUUCUGGCACCAGGUGUUAAUUCCAGAGUGCAUAAGCAAAUUUAAAAUAAAUUUAAGCGACCAUAUUAACAUUAAGGAGAUUGAAGUUUACGGACUGCUCGUCUGCAUGGAGUACCACUUCGGCGUCUACUUUAACAAGGAAUGUAAGCGGAAUUAUAAGGUGAGGUUGCCUCUAACCUUGGAGGAUAUGUCUUCCUUUGGUUCCAAGAAGGAGGGCGUUCUUUUUCCGAAUGUUGCCCACCUGAGGGGGAUCUGCGACUGGGGGGGGGGAGAAGCGACUGAAAAAGAGAUUGGAGAAUCGAUCGCAGAGGCGACUGCAGAACCGAUCGGAGAAGCUCCAAGUGAAAUCUCGAGCGACCAGUGUGAUGACGAACCAAGCCCUGCAAAUCCCUAUGGGUAUAUGAGCGAAGCGGCCAGAAGUGACACCCGUGCGAGGGAGAGGGGACACGCUUACAAGUCUCCCUACAGGGCUUCCACCACGGUCGCACAAAACAGCGCACACAGGGGUUACAACAGAUCAGGCCGUGGUGUAAGUGGAGGCUGGAAAGGCAAACCUACGUGGGAGAAAAGAACAAUCACAAGCAAUGACGAUGAUAGUUCUGCCCUCUCCACCAAUGAUAGCACCCAAAUUGGACACCAAAACGUGUACUCCUUGGUUGACAAAAUACGCAAAAAAAAAUGCUUAUCCUUGCGGAGAAGUAACCGUGGGGGAGAAAAACACAAAAGGGAGCUUACACCUAGCGCCACCGUGGAUAAUCGCAUAAGGGAGAACCUCCAGAGCAAUCGGCACCAGUGCAGUAAUUUCCAAAGGAGUAACAUCGCUCUCUUUUAUCCCAAGACGAACGGAUGCUUUCCGAAGUAUGCCACGUGGAGUUUCAGAACGAUGGAAAAGCUCAUAUCAUCAAACAUCAUGGUGCAGGAAAAAUUUAAAGUAAAAAAUAUGCUAAAGGAAAACAUUCUGAACAUAAUACACCCGAAACAGAGCGACUUUUUACAGAUGAGCAAUAUAUGCACACUUGGCUCCUGCAACAAAAUCAAGAGCUUUAUCAAUGAGUAUAAUGUUCCUUGCCACCCCUACUGCAUACUGAAUGAAAAAAUGAAAUGUAUAAAUUAUGUUAGGGCUAAGAAGUGCAUUUAUCUCCUGCUAAAUGUUAGUCUGAAUAAAAACAUUUUCGAGUUAUCCAAAUGGUUUUUGUUUCUGGCCUAUCUGCAUUUCGAGCAUGGCUAUGUGAAGAAGUGCUUAGACGUUUGCUACUACAUUUAUGGGGUGAUUCCGAACAUAGGCACCCUAAGGAGGGACAUACUCGUCCUAAUCCUUCAGUGCAAAGUGAAGGAGGGGAAUAUAGACGAUGCGCUAAUAAUUUACAAGCUCAUCGUCAUUUUUAACAAAUUUUAUGAGGGACAUGGGAACAGCGUCCAGACGCUUGUUUGCAACGUGCUAAUGGCUAGCUACUACUAUGAUAGGGCAAACGAGUGCAGUGGGAGGAGUAGCAGAGGGAGAAAUCCGAGUCGGAAUGACAUCUGUGAGAAGGUCUUCUGUGACAAAGGGUGGGAGGAUUACCUCGGUAACAUUCCCAGUGUAGAGUGUAGAAAUCACGACCCCGAUGAUUAUCAAACGAGUGAAGCUACCAAAAAGAAAGAAUAUGCAAAGAACAAGUUGUUGCUAGACCAAGUGGACCAUUUGGAGUUAAAGAAAAAGUAUUUACUAAAAGCCUUGCACUACUCGGAAGAAAGCUAUAGAGUCAUUUCAACAACGUUAUGUGAUAUUUCUAUGCAUUACGUGUGCAUAUUUGCACUGAUACUACAAGGGAAUAUUUUAAUGGGGCUACAAAAAUUCCAGAGCGCGAUAAAGUACUAUACGAUAUCGCUGCAGAAUUGUGAACGAGCCAAACUCCCUAACUUUGUUACAUUGCACAAUAAAUGCCUACUAGCGGACUCGUUAAAAAAUAACGGCAAUUAUGAUAAAGCCAUCGAAAUAGCAGAAGAAUGCCUAAAGACAUUAAGCAGCUGCACGAAGUCGUCACGCAGUCUAACACUGUAUGUAAUUUUUCGGCUAGCUGAGAUGAAGCAGUACAUAGGGUGUAGAGAUUUAAUUUAUCCAAAUAUCUUCUUAGGAAACAUUUCCAAUGUUCACAUUAAAAAAAGAAUUACCACUUCAGAUUUUCUCAUCUUCGAAAAAAGCUACUUGAAUGAAAAGAAUAAAAAGUAUAGAAAGGAGUCAAUUGACUUGUACAUAAAAUUAUACGAUAAGUUAAGAAGCCAGAAGAACUACAACCUCGUUUUUGCUAAAGACAUUUUCGGGUGCUACUACACCAAGGAUGAUUUCUUAUCCUACCAGGAUGUCAAAACAGACAUGGCAGAAGAGGAUAUGGAAAAAAUUUUCCUAGUGAUACAAGAGAUCCUCAAAAUAAAGGUAAUUUCGUUAAGCAUGAAGAAGCAGUUCAUGUUGGCUUCUAAACUGUUGGGCAUCGUGUUAACAAAGAAUUCUUCCUCUUUUGUAAGAGAAUUGACGCUGCUAAGAAGGGGGGCAAAAAAGGGGGAAAGAAAUGGAGCGUACGAACAGAACCUACCAUAUGGUAAGUUCCCCCCCUAUGAGUGCACCUCCACGGGGGUACACCCCAGCGUGAAAAAAAGGGAAGAAGACCAUUUGGGUAGCACGACACACAACCAGAACAAUGACCAAGUGUACAUAACCGACCUUCUCAGCGAUGUGCAGACAAAUAUCCAGCAGAAAUAUCCCAGAAAAACUUUAAAUUUCCAACUUGAUGAUUUCCACCAAAGUAGGCAAAGCAAUUUCUUCCACAGAAGUUGUUACACACGCGAAUAUGAUUACAUAUCUAUCGAGAAGCUCCUCUUCGAUGACACUUAUUUUGUCAUAGAAGACAUAUGCAAAUACUGCUAUUCAAAAUGUGACACGUAUAAUAGUAAGCAAAAGGUUGGGGCAGAGACGAAUUCGACUUACUUGCUAAACCCUAGCCUAUGGUUUGAUUUACUUUUCUUUUCCGUCAUGAAAGGCACUUGUAGUCAUAACGAACUGCUCAUCCUCAUCGACUUGGUUAAAUUUUUCCUAACGCCUUUGCAGAAGCAGCUAAUUUUAUUUCAUGUCAAAUCGUUAAGCAAUAUUCGCGGAAAUGAGCAGUACUCCGAGUAUAUACAGCACUUGCUAAAUAAUGAGGGCAAGGAAAUUUUCCGCAUUAUGAAUAUCCUGGAUGGGGAAAAAAAUUCAGGCAAUUUGUGUGUAGGAGAACACCCCGAACUUUCCAAUUUGCACAAAAAGGAUGUCAUAAAAAACGUUGACUAUUUGUCUAACAUAAUUGUGACCAAUCCCUGGCUCAUGUCGCCUUCCAAUACAUUUGGCAGCGCAAGGUGA
Molecule: messenger RNA, 6054 nt
Organism: Plasmodium inui San Antonio 1
Lineage: Eukaryota; Apicomplexa; Aconoidasida; Haemosporida; Plasmodiidae
Exons: 1
Coding region: 1-6054 (2017 amino acids)
Molecular function (GO): protein binding
Source: RefSeq, a predicted model, not a curated record